Molecule: messenger RNA, 1409 nt
Organism: Thalassophryne amazonica
Lineage: Eukaryota; Metazoa; Chordata; Actinopteri; Batrachoidiformes; Batrachoididae
Gene: ucp1
Product: uncoupling protein 1
Exons: 9
Coding region: 117-1067 (316 amino acids)
Biological process (GO): response to cold; mitochondrial transmembrane transport; adaptive thermogenesis
Cellular component (GO): mitochondrial membrane
Molecular function (GO): oxidative phosphorylation uncoupler activity
Source: RefSeq, a predicted model, not a curated record
AUAUUUCUUAUUCAGAUUUUAAGCUUUCCUUUCUGCAGCAACGUGUGGCCUUUUAUGGAUGACCAACUCAAAUCUUGCGCAGGAUCAAAGGCGAUCUUAAACUUUGAAUAAGAAAAAUGGUAGGUCUUCAACCCUCAGACGUUCCUCCUCCACUGGGGGUGAAGAUGGCGAGUGCUGGACUUGCAGCCUGCGUGGCCGAUGGGAUCACGUUUCCUCUGGACACAGCCAAAGUCAGGCUCCAGAUUCAGGGAGAGAAGGCGGCAGUGGAAGCGACCAAAAACAUCCGGUACCGAGGCGUGUUCGGGACCAUCAGCACCAUGAUCCGAACAGAGGGGCCCAGAGCUCUGUAUAACGGUCUGGUUGCCGGCCUGCAGAGACAAAUGUGCUUCGCCUCUGUCAGAAUUGGCCUCUAUGACAAUGUCAAAAAUUUCUACACUGGCGGAAAGGACAGCCCGGGCGUACUGGUACGUAUCCUGGCUGGCUGCACUACAGGUGCCAUGGCAGUGUCAUUUGCACAACCCACAGAUGUGGUCAAAGUUAGAUUCCAAGCUCAGAUCAAUCUGGAUGGGGUGGCUCGACGCUACAGCGGAACUAUGCAAGCAUACAAGCACAUCUUUCAGAAUGAGGGAUUACGUGGCCUCUGGAAAGGAACACUUCCAAACAUCACGAGAAAUGCACUGGUUAACUGCACAGAGCUGGUUACCUAUGACCUCAUCAAGGAGGCCAUCCUGAGACACAAACUGAUGUCAGACAAUCUGCCAUGCCACUUUGUGUCUGCAUUCGGAGCUGGAUUUGUUACCACGGUAAUUGCUUCCCCAGUGGAUGUGGUGAAAACCAGGUACAUGAACUCACCACCAGGCCUAUACAAGAGUGCCAUCAACUGUGCCUGGAUCAUGAUGACAAAAGAAGGGCCAACAGCUUUCUACAAAGGAUUUAUGCCUUCAUUUCUGAGAUUGGGAUCAUGGAAUAUUGUGAUGUUUGUGACAUUUGAGCAAAUCAAGCGGGCCAUGAUGAUCACCAAGAAGAGGACUGAAAUACCUGAAAUUCCUGUUUCAAGAUUUGACUGAAAAUGCUGCGCCACCAAUGGGAUCGAGCACUGAUGACAAAAGCAAGUUAACAAAUCAUGUUUUCAGGUUUAUGCAAAGGUCUUCCAGUCCUGUGGUGAGGAACACAAAAAUCCUUUGUUUCAAAGGGAAUGCUGGACUGUCACUUGUAUUUUACUGCAAUGUGAAUUGAUCAGUGUGCAAACAUUACAAGCACAAUGUGUGUAAACGGUUUGCCGACUACGACAUAAGAAGAAAUGUUUUAGUCUUUAUGUAUUUAAGAUUUAUAUUAAAGAAACUCAUUGUUAAGUAUUGGUGGAGUAAAUGGUACGUUAUUAACUUUAACAUGCUCCUUUCAGAGGUUUA